AUGUAUGUGCCGGUUUUAAUGGGUGUGGUGGUGAUUCUUGCAUUGCCAACUUGCCGGGGAGAUACCGACCCUCGUGAUGUUUUUGCAAUAAAUGGUUUAUAUGCUGCUCUGGGAUUCCCCCCUCUUCCCGGGUGGGUUCCCGUUGGAGGAGACCCAUGUGCGCUGCGUUGGCAAGGUGUACAGUGUGUCAAUGCCAACAUUACCGGAAUAAUUCUAAACGGUGCGAAUUUGGAGGGUCAGCUGGGUGAGAGUUUGAAUUUCUUUGCUUCUAUCAUAAAAAUAGAUCUGAGCAACAACCACAUUGGAGGCAGUAUUCCAUUCAAUUUGCCCAUUACCAUCAGGAACUUUUUCCUUUCGGGUAACCAGUUCUCUGGAAGCAUCCCAGAUACUUUGUCUUUAUUAGGUCAAUUGUCAGACUUGUCACUGAAUGACAACCAUCUAACAGGAGUGAUACCAGAUGCCUUUCAACAGCUUACGGGUUUGAUAAAUUUGGAUUUGUCUGGAAACAGUUUGAGUGGUCAGUUGCCUCCUUCAAUGGGGAACUUGUCAUCUCUUACCACACUGCACUUGCAGAACAAUACACUUACAGGGACACUUAAUGUUUUGCUAGAUCUUCCGCUGAUAGACUUGAAUAUAGAAAAUAAUCUGUUUUCUGGACCUGUACCUGGGAAGUUACUGAAUAUCCCGAAUUUCAGAAGAGCUGGAAACCCCUUUAACACUACUAUUAUCCCAUCACCACCAGCCUCACCUCCUUCACUGUCUCCGUCUCCAUCUCCAUCUGGGGCUCCACCUCCUAAGUUUGCUCCCGGAAGGCAUGCAGAUGGACCAUAUGCACCUGAAAUAUCACAUUCUGCUAAAGGAGGAAAGUUUCUGACAAUUAAAAGCAUCGGUUGGGUUGUUAUUGUUGCGUGUUUCAUCUUUAUAGUACUUGCCUUGACGCUCUGUAUUUAUCUGUUGCGAUGCUGCCAACGAGGGCAAAAGGCCAACAAAAAUUCCAAGAGACAUGAAACACAUGCAUAUAGUGGCUCCAUCGAGGGCCCUGAUCAUUAUGAAUCUUUGCAAAAGCCAUAUCAUUAUUCAGAGAAAGUUUCAAAAGAGACAGUUGCGAGGCCACCAGUUGGAGGUGGAAAGAGUCGUAGAAGCAAUAAUUUGAAGUCAAAGCGAGAGGCUGAGGAAGAUGACUUGAACAGAAUGGCUGCAGUUUCAAAGCAUAGUGAGGAUCAUGAGAUAGACAUGACAGGAUCGGAUGCAAAUAUUCUGCCGCCGCCACCCCCACCCCAACCUCCGUUUACACUUCUUUCUGGAGAAAGUGCUAGUCUGAAUUCACCUUUUCCCCCAAUUACCUUAAGGAGACAUACUACUCAAAGUUUUAACCGUGUGAAGUCCUUUACCAUUGCGUCUCUCCAAGUAUAUACCAAUAGCUUUUCUCAAGAAAAUCUGAUUGGAGAAGGUAUGGUUGGCACAGUUUUUAGAGCCGAGCUUCCUAAUGGAAAGCUACUGGCUGUCAAGAAACUGGAUGCUGCAGCUUCCAGGCAGCAGAGUGAUGAAGAAUUUCUUGAAUUAGUGCAUUGCAUUUCUAAACUUCAACAUGCAAAUAUAGUUGAACUCGUGGGUUACUGUGCUGAGCAUGGACAACGGCUACUAGUGUAUGCAUAUUGCAGAAAUGGAACUCUUCAUGAUGCAUUGCACUUGGAUGAUGAUAUCCAUAAGAAAUUUUCGUGGAAUGCUCGCAUACGACUAGCGCUUCAAGCUGCAAGAGCCCUCGAGUAUUUGCAUGAGGUUUGUGAACCACCCCUUGUGCACCAGAACUUUAAGUCUGCCAAUGUCCUCCUUGAUGAUGAGCUUGUAGUGCGUGUUUCAGAUUGUGGUUUGGCUUCAUUGAUAUCCUCUAGCUCCAUGGCUCAGUUGCAAAGUCUCGGUUAUGGUGCACCAGAACUUGAGCUGGGAAGCUAUGCUUACCAGAGUGAUGUUUACAGCUUUGGGGUUGUCAUGUUGGAGCUUCUCACGGGGCGAAAAUCUUUUGAUAGGUCUCGACCUCGAGGGGAGCAAUUUCUGGUUAGAUGGGCAAUCCCUCAGCUUCAUGACAUAAAUGCAUUGUCAAGAAUGGUUGAUCCUUCUCUAAAUGGAGCAUAUCUAUCUAAAUCUUUAUCUCGUUUUGCCGACAUAAUUUCGCUCUGUGUUCAGCCUGAGCCAGAAUUCAGGCCACCAAUGUCCGAAAUUGUCCAGAACCUUUUACAUAUGAUUCAGAGAGAUACCUAAAUGAGAGAUCAGAUAAGCAUGACAUGUAUCAUAAAUGAACAAAGCUACUGAGUUCAAGUUGUUCAACCAUGAUGAGAAUUCUGGUUCAAGUUUAUGUUGAAAGCUGGUCACCUUAAAAACUUCGCAUGAUGUUAGCUAACGUGUAUACAAUUCGCAUAAUUUUUUGGAAGGAACCCUUCAUCUCUUGAAGCUACACAAUCAAGUCGGUCCUCUUGCUCGAAAAAUCUUGCUUUUUAACAUCUUAGUCCUAAAUUGUCUUUGUUUUGUUUAUGUUGUAGCUCAAUUUGUUGAAUUAUUUGUUUGUAUUGUUGUAUCAUUCUUAUGUUAGAUUCAACUAUGUUGUACAAAUGGUACUGUAAUAUUGCAAA
Messenger RNA from Ilex paraguariensis (yerba mate), 2627 nucleotides. The record is from the annotation of a GenBank genome assembly. NCBI's taxonomy places the organism in Eukaryota, Viridiplantae, Streptophyta, Magnoliopsida, Aquifoliales, Aquifoliaceae.